GAAAAAUACAAUGAGAAUUGCACCAUUGCAAUGAAAAGUUCAACAUUUUUAUUCGCCUAUGCUGCUGAUUUUGAUAUCUUAUCUUUUAAUCAAAUGAAGAAUGUAGUUGUUCAAACUUUAACUGUUAAUAGAAACAAAUAUUCCAAAUUGGGAAUGGUUCAAUUUGAUACUGCUCCCACGAAAAUUAAUAUAACCUAUUUCGAUGAUGUUCAAACAUUUUCCGCUGCUCUUACAAACAAUCCUCCAAAUCCUAAAAUUGCGGCAGGUUCCUCAACAACUUCGAAUGUUUUAUCAGUUAUUUCUAAGUUCCUUGCAAAUCCGACUGUACCACUGGAAAGUUCCAUGGUGGUGCUUCUUAUCAAAAGAUGGCCGGACAUUGAUUCUGACUUGACACAUCUUGAAUAUAGUUCCAUCACAAACAAAGAUAUCAAGAUAUUCACAAUUACUUCUGACAAUGAUUUUAAUCAACAAUUUGCUUCUGGCAUCGGAAGUUACAUACCGCUCAAUUCGCUUUCUGUUAACAGCAAUGGGCAUUUUCUUAUUGGCAAGUAUGGGCAAUCUUUGGUUCAGGCUUUCCAAAACCUGGUGAGUACGCCAUUUUCACAUAGUCUUGCUUUAACUAGCAGUUUUUCAAGCGUAUUCGGAGUUUGGAACAAAACAAUUGGGCAGUUGAAAGUCCCUCAUUCUGAAUCAUCAAAUGUUGUCAACUUCACAAUAACAAUUAGCGUCGAGAUUCCGCAAUCGGUUAUUAAUUCAAAACUCAUCCAAUUGAUUUUUUAUGAUUCCGAAACUACUCAAAAAGUUGUCAAGUUGCAAAGUCUCAAAGACACGAACUUUUACAUCGGGACUGUUCAGCUUAAAGAAAGGUCAACAUAUCAAGUUCUUUUCCAAGCCAGUCUAAAUUUCGUUACAAUUCCGAUGAUAAGAAUAUGGACAAAAAGUAAAUUGUCUUAUUAUGGAUCGUACGUUUCUUUAAAUAACCCGAUGAGUAGUCUAGAGACAGUCGAUGAGUACCAAGGAGCUGCAUUACGAAUGGAGUUGUUGAAUGACUGUUAUACUAGUCACGCGGCUUCUGUUAUCAUCACCGACUGUGCAGGAGUAAUUAGUGCCAAGUAUGACUCCAUUCAAAACAUCCAAAUCGACUACAUUUUCACUGGAAACUCAACUUUUCCUCACUACUCAUUUGUUCCAUUCUUUUGUGACCAAAUAUCUAGAACUGAGGAGAACUGCGUACCGGGAACUUUAGGCAAAUAUAACAUUCAAUUUGUAGCCGGCGAGUUCACUGUGAUUAGGUCAUUCCAGUGUAGGCCAGGAGUUGGGAAGAUUAAUUCGAACUGUCGAAACCUGGAUUCAAACGGAAAUUAUUACUGCAACCGAAACCAACUUCCGUAUAUGAGAGGACCAACGGGCCAAGUGCCUGACUGCCUUGGACAUGGCCAUGUAGAGUACGAAUUUUCAAAUUCAAAAGCUUACGUGUGCAUUUGUAAUAAAGGAUACUCGGGGGUAUCGUGUGAAACAAAAGUGUAA
Caenorhabditis elegans is the source of this 1527-nucleotide messenger RNA. The record is from the annotation of a RefSeq genome assembly. NCBI's taxonomy places the organism in Eukaryota, Metazoa, Nematoda, Chromadorea, Rhabditida, Rhabditidae.